UCGAUAAUGAAUGUUAUCUCUGAGUUCAAGGGGCCAUGUUGUGGGUGUAUGGCUGUUUGGCAGAAGGGGGCUGAAUCCCGAAGGCAGAAAUGGUGAUGGAGUAGUAGAAGAAGGGGGUCGGCCUGCUGUUUUAGAGCUGUGAAGCUGGUACCUCUGCCCACAAGAUGAUCGGUGGGCUAUUUGUAUAUAACCAUAAAGGUGAAGUACUGAUCUCCAGAGUGUAUAGAGAUGAUAUUGGACGAAAUGCUGUUGAUGCUUUCCGCGUCAAUGUUAUACAUGCCAGGCAGCAAGUCAGAUCACCAGUAACUAAUAUAGCAAGAACAUCUUUCUUUCACAUUAAGCGAGCAAAUAUAUGGCUUGCCGCAGUAACAAAGCAGAAUGUGAAUGCUGCCAUGGUGUUCGAAUUUCUGUUGAAGAUAAUAGAUGUUAUGCAGUCGUAUUUUGGAAAGAUUUCAGAAGAGAAUAUCAAGAACAACUUUGUGCUCAUUUAUGAAUUACUUGAUGAAAUCUUGGACUUUGGUUAUCCUCAGAAUUCAGACACAGGUGUUCUGAAAACUUUCAUAACACAACAGGGAAUAAAAUCUCAGACUAAGGAAGAACAAGCACAGAUAACAUCACAAGUUACUGGACAGAUCGGAUGGCGUCGAGAGGGUAUAAAAUACAGAAGGAACGAAUUGUUCCUAGAUGUCCUUGAAUAUGUUAAUCUUCUGAUGUCACCACAAGGUCAAGUACUGUCAGCACAUGUUGCUGGUAAAGUAGUCAUGAAAUCUUACCUCUCAGGUAUGCCAGAAUGUAAAUUUGGGAUCAAUGAUAAGAUCGUCAUGGAAGCCAAAGGAAAGGGUCUGACUGCAGGUGGUGAUGAUCCAGCACGUUCAGGGAAGCCUGUAGUUGUCAUAGAUGAUUGUCAGUUUCAUCAAUGUGUGAAGCUAUCAAAAUUUGAGACGGAACAUUCCAUCAGCUUCAUUCCACCUGACGGAGAAUUUGAGCUGAUGAGGUACCGUACGACAAAAGAUAUCUCAUUGCCAUUCAGAGUUAUUCCUCUUGUGAGAGAAGUGGGACGUACAAAGAUGGAAGUGAAAGUUGUUCUGAAAUCUAACUUCAAACCUUCCCUUCUGGGUCAGAAGAUUGAAGUUAAAAUCCCAACACCCCUGAAUACAUCAGGUGUACAGUUAAUUUGCCUGAAAGGGAAGGCUAAGUACAAAGCAUCAGAAAAUGCAAUUGUGUGGAAGAUCAAGAGAAUGGCAGGUAUGAAAGAAACACAGUUAUCUGCAGAAAUAGAACUUCUUGAAACUGACACAAAAAAGAAGUGGACAAGACCACCUAUAUCCAUGAAUUUUGAGGUCCCAUUUGCUCCUUCUGGCUUCAAAGUUCGGUACUUGAAAGUGUUUGAACCAAAGCUGAAUUAUUCAGACCAUGAUGUUAUAAAAUGGGUUAGAUACAUUGGCCGCAGUGGCCUGUAUGAAACACGGUGCUAAAAUUAUCAUUAAAUUUCUCAAAUGAUUAGUGGAAUAAAUUUAAUAUAUAAUACAUUCCAUAAGUGAUAUUCUGAAAUAUAUUAUGGAUAAACCUACAGAAAAAUCAGAAUUGUAUUUAGUACUGCUAUCAGUAAAAAGUGAAAAUGUUGAUUCUGUUCUAACAUUGUAUAUGAUCUGCUAUUGUUACGUCAAAUAUGUUUUAGCACCUAAGCUUUCUUGCUUGAUUAUGCUUUAGUGAAUUCAGAAUUCUUGCUGUGGGGGUAAAUGCUUAGGAAUAGUAGUGAAAGUAAGCUGUAUAAAUAAUAUGGAUGGACUAAAAUGAAAUACUCAUACUAUGUAUUGUUGCCAUUUUUGUAUACCAUUAUAAAUAGAUGGAAUCUAUGUACUGUAUGUGUGUGAAGUUUGAGCCUAUAGUCCGAAUGGUUUCGAACCUUUCACUUUGUUACUGGCUCAAAGAUUAAAGUGUUUGUUAUGUUA
Molecule: messenger RNA, 1952 nt
Organism: Schistocerca serialis cubense
Lineage: Eukaryota; Metazoa; Arthropoda; Insecta; Orthoptera; Acrididae
Gene: AP-2mu
Product: AP-2 complex subunit mu
Exons: 8
Coding region: 165-1475 (436 amino acids)
Biological process (GO): intracellular protein transport; clathrin-dependent endocytosis
Cellular component (GO): cytoplasmic vesicle; AP-2 adaptor complex
Molecular function (GO): clathrin-cargo adaptor activity
Source: RefSeq, a predicted model, not a curated record